Messenger RNA from Corythoichthys intestinalis (scribbled pipefish), 3396 nucleotides. RefSeq names its product RNA binding motif protein 44 (gene rbm44). The coding region runs from base 221 to 1228 and encodes 335 amino acids. The record is from RefSeq and is a predicted model, not a curated record. NCBI's taxonomy places the organism in Eukaryota, Metazoa, Chordata, Actinopteri, Syngnathiformes, Syngnathidae. The transcript is spliced from 11 exons.
AACACCACUUGAAGGCAGCAUAUGAGGCCCAAACAGUAAACACCUGUCUCAUAUUUGGAGUUGGAUUAGCUGCACUGUACACGUAUUUUCAUCGGCAGUGUAGCUUCUGCAAACAACCUAGCUGCUUAUUCGACCUGUUAUCAACAAUAUAUUGACACGAGCUCUAUAUUUUUGUGGCGGCUGAACCUGACAUUACUUCAACUGACCCCAGGUUAAACAAAUGGUGCAUGAGUUUGCCACCUUAUUUCAAAUGGCUGACACAAGCACGUUGGGCACAUCGUUCAUCCAACACUCGUCAGUCUUCACCCAAACUGAAGAACUAAUGAAGGCCAACAAGAAUGUGGAUACUGAGCUCCUCAUGUCGGAUCUGGACUAUGUUGUUCAGGAAUUUACUAAUCUAGUGAUGACCCAGGGACUGAGAAGCCAAGAUCAAAAGAGAUCAGCUGAGUCUCCAGCCAGUAUUCCAGCCGCUCUCCAAAAACUCGAAUCUGACUACAAUCAGAUGAGAGAUAAGAUCCUGGCAGGGAUUCCUCUGAAUCAUCUGAAACCUUUGGCAAUUGACUGUGAUGUGAGCAUCGGUGAUGUGCUUGAGAAUCAAGGAAGGUCCAGUGUGACACUGAGUGAGAAAACAAAAGAUAAAGGUGGAAUAUUACCAGAGAGCAGCCAGGAUGCUGGGGGAACGUCGAGGAACACCAACACAGUUAGAGCAAAUGUUCCUGGACAAAGCCAGUCAAAUACAUGUCAAGACCUUAACACGGGUGAGUUGUGGUAUGAUGCUGAGGAAGAUUUUCAUCCAUCCUCCUUCCCGGCAAAAGUGGAAAAUCACCCAGAGAUGUCAAAAGACGCAGAAUUGGCCAAGGAGAAGAAAAUGACUCCUGGAUUCACUGUUCCUAACACAGCCAACAAUGUAACUGAGGCGAACACCCAGACUGUACCUUGUAUUUCAAAAAGCUUCGGCGUCAGCAGUACAUCCAAGCCAAGAGCAACCUUUGUGCAAGAGCAAUACAGCGCCAUGGUUGCGUUUGACACCCUGAUGACCGAGCUGACGCGGAUGCACCCUGAUGUGGCAAGGCAGAAUAUUGUCGCUGCUCUGAUGGAGCUGUGGGAACAUUACAAAAGUGAUAUUUGCUUCUUGCCCCUCAACAUAAUCAUACAAAUGGCAUCUGACCUCCUUAGCAGGCCAGCAAAUGUGAUGCCACCUGAAGAAAACAUUUUCACAAACAAAUGAACAUUUUUGUUCAAAGGAAAGUCAUGAUACAUAUCUUCUACUUGGUUACAAAUUUGGUGAAACAUUUGUUUUGAAUCCAACCGAAAACAUUGUGAUAUCAUGAUGAUUUUUUUCACGUUUUUCCUCUGCCAGCAUGUUAUAUUAUCAGAGCCUGAUACCACACUAACACUAAGAUGAGUAGCCAAAAAUUGUACUUGAGUGGCGUGACUUCAAAAUAAUAUUGCUAAAUUUAAAGGGAACACAGAGUAAAACGACAUGUUGGUUCUAUACAGUUUAUUUUAAUAUUCGUAACUCAUCGACAACCAGUGUUGUGCAUAAUCGCGUUCAGUGAAAGGUUGUUCAUGAACACGUUUGUAUUUUGGCAUAAACUUCACUAUCAUGAUAUAUGGCGGAAAACACGCAGUUGACUUAAAGUUACGCUUUGAGACCCCCAAUUUGGCCAAAUUUUAAAAUUGGCCUAUAUUCAUGUGUGAUACAUGAUUGGAAAGCUUAAAAUCUCAAUUUUCUGGGGGAAGAAAAAUUUAGAAUUUUUUUAAAUGGUGAGAGCACGUGAGAGCAUAAUUAAAAACGCCACAAUUUUAACGCAAUAUCGCGUACUUACCUCUUUUUGAUCCCAAAACUCCAUGUAGCAUGUAUCACCGAGUGUCAAGACAUAUAUGUGAAUGGCCACAGCCGGAUUUUUGGCGGAUUUUAUGGGUGAAACACAGUAAUAUAACAAGGGUCGCGAUGCAGCUAUUGCAGACAUGAAGGAGUGGUUGAGAUUUUCAUUUUCAUAUAUUUACCCUUUUAAACUUUUUUUUUUCUUUUUUCAUUUUUUUCUUUGUUUUGAUUGAUUAUCUAAAAUAUUGGGGAAAAUGCGACAGUAACGAAAAAAUACAAUUAAUUGAUUGGUAUGAGGUAUAUACAGUGGGGAGAACAAGUAUUUGAUACACUGACGAUUUUGCUGGUUUUCCCACUUGCAAGCCAUGUAGAGGUCUGUAAUUUGUUAUCAUAAGUUCUCUUCAACUGUGAGGGACGGAAUCUAAUACAAAAAUCCAGAAAAUCACAUUGUAUAUUUUUUAAAUAAUAAAUUGGUAUUUAACUGCAUGAAAUAAGUAGUUCAUACAUUACCAACUAGUAAAUAUUUCGGCUCUUAGUUCUUUUUUAAGAACCCCUCCUGUUCUCCACUCAUUACCGGAAGUACCUGCACCUGUUUGAACUUGUUACCUGUAUAAAAGACACCUGUUCACAUGCUCAAACAAACAAACUCCAACCUCUCCACAAUGGCCAAGACCAAAGAGCUGUGUAAGGACAUCAAGGAUAAAAUAAUAGACCUGCACAAGGCUGGGAUGGGCUACAGGAAAAUAAGCAAGCAGCUUGGUGAAAAGGUACAACUGUUGGAGCGAUUAUGAGAAAACGGAAGAAGUUGAAGUUGACGGUCAAUCUGCCUCGUUCUGGGGCUCCAUGCAAGAUCUCACCUCGUGGGGCAUUACUGAUCAUGAGCAAGGUGAGGGAUCAGCCCAGAACUACACGGCAGGACCUGGUCAAUGACCUGAAGAGAGCUGGAACCACAGUCUCGAAGAAAACCAUCGGAAACACAUUACGCCGCCAUGGAUUAAAAUCCUACAGCGCACGCAAGGUCCCUCUGCUGAAGCCAGUGCAUGUCCAGACACGUCUGAAGUUUGCCACUGACCAUCUCGAUGAUCCAGAGGAGCAAUGGGAGAAGGUCAUGUGGUCGGAUGAGACCAAACUUGAACUUGUUGGUCUAAACUCGGCUCGUCAUGUUUGGAGGAAAAAGAAGGAUGAGUACAACCCCAAGAACACCAUCCCAACCGUGAAACAUGGAGGAGGAAACAUCAUUUUUUGGGGCUGCUUCUCUGCCAAGGGUACAGGACGACUGCACCAUAUUGAGAGGAGGAUGGAUCAGGCUAUGUAUCGCCAGAUCUUGGCUGACAACCUCCUUCCUUCAGUUAGAGCCCUGAAGAUGGGUCGUGGCUGGGUCUUCCAGCAUGACAACGACCCAAAGCACACAGCCAAGGCAACUAAAGAGUGGCUCCGUAAGAAGCAUCAUAAGGUCCUGGAGUGGCCUGGCCAGUCACCAGAUCUGAACCUGAUAGAAAAUCUAUGGAGGGAGCUGAAAGUCCGUGUUGCCUGGCAGCAGCCCCAAAUCUGAAGGCUCUGGAGAAGAC